GCCUCCUAAAAGGAACAAUAAGCUCCUAACAACCAGGUUUGAGGACAAAAUGACUCCUUGCUGAUCAGUCUUUAAGAGAAUGUAUUAUAAAACACCAAACAUACUUAUUAAACGAAAAGAGAACUAUAGUAACUUUCAUCCAUCAUUCUUGAGAUUAGACAGAUACAAUCCUCUGGUAUUAUAAAAACGUAUUACAAGAAAUUCUGUGUCCCUUCAAUAGUAAAGCCAGCCCUGCUAUUAAAUCCAGGUUUUGUCGGUCCCUUGAAUGGCCUUAGUAGCACUAUAUUUAAAUAAAUGCAUUUCUUUUUCAGCUGCUACUAAGCAGAAUCCCGUGUGCUGCCAUGAACAGUGUGGAGAUGGAAUCUGUCCAGAUUAAAGAGGAGUUCUCUGAACCUGAACUUGUCCCCUUUAGAGCGGAGGUCUCUGGGCUGGCUUCCCUUCCCAUUAAACAGGAGCUCUGUGAGAUGCAGUGUGACAGCAGUCAGUCAGAGGUCUCUGAGAUUAAAGCUGAGCACAAUGAAUUGGAGAUCUCUCAGACAGAAGAACCCCUUCCUGUGAAACAAGAAGAGGUGCUGGAAAUUAACCAUAUUAAACAGGAGCCCCCUGAAGUAGAGUUUGCCCACAUGGAACCAGGGAAGGAAGAAUCCGAGGACUUCAAACCAAACAUCCCUGAGCUGGAGAGAGUCUGCGUGAGAGAGCAAGGUGCUGGAGAGGAAGGCUCUCCCAACAGCAUGCAAGGAGGUGGAAAGGAAGAUGGGCAGUCACAUUCAGAAUGCAGUCUAGCAGGUUCCAGUCCAGCAGCUAAAGCGAGGGCAGGCGGUGGAGAAUAUCCUGACUGUGGUAAAGGUUUAACGCAGUUAGGGCAUUUAAACAAAACCCAGCGAACUCACACAGGCGAGAAACCGUAUUGCUGCACUGACUGUGGGAAGAGUUUCAGUCAUUCAAACAGCCUUGUUUUACACCAGCGAAUUCACACAGGAGAGAAACCGUAUCACUGUUCUGACUGUGGGAAGAGUUUCAGUCAGUCAAACAGCCUUGUUUUUCACCAGCGAACUCACACAGGAGAGAAACCGUAUCGCUGCUCUGACUGUGGGAAGAGUUUCAGUCGGUCAAACAGCCUUGUUUUACAUGAACGAACUCACACAGGAGAGAAACCAUAUCACUGCUCUGACUGUGGGAAGAGUUUCAGUCGGUCAAACAGCCUUGUUUUACACCAGCGAACUCACACAGGAGAGAAACCAUAUCACUGCUCUGACUGUGGGAAGAAUUUCAGUCGGUCAGGCAGCCUUGUUUCACACCAGCGAACUCACACAGGAGAGAAACCGUAUCGCUGCUCUGACUGUGGGAAGAGUUUCAGACAGUUAGGCAGCCUUGUUUCACACCAGCGAACUCACACAGGAGAGAAACCGUAUCACUGCUCUGACUGUGGGAAGAGUUACAGUCAGUUAGGAAGCCUAAAAGGACACCAGCGAACUCACACAGGAGAGAAACCGUAUCACUGCUCUGACUGUGGGAAGAGUUUCAGUUGGUCAGACAGCCUUGUUUCACACCAGCGAACUCACACAGGAGAGAAACUGUGUCUCUUAAACAAGCCCUUCCAAAACACCAGUGAAUUCACAGAGGAGAGAAACCUUAAAGACUGUUUUGUGUAUCACUCUUAACCCUUUGCGGUCCAUUUUUUCAGCAUGUAUGUUUUGUGUAUCACUCUUAAGAGCAUGCAUUUUAAAUUGUAAAAAUGCAAAUCCACUCUCUUGCUCUCUGUCAAAGUGGGCAGUGACGUGAACACGUCACAAGAGGCUUCUCUGCUGUCAGUUUAACUCAGGCUGUCAAUGCAGUCAGUGCCUGGGAGCGGGAAUAUGCAGAAAGGAAACGAUUCACACCUCAUCUGAUGGACGAGUCAGGAGAAAUCAAUAACUCAGUGUGGAAAUGAGUUUCAGGAUUUAACAUUUGAACUUCAUUAACUUGAAAAUAAAUAAAUUGAUGGGAAUGAGUAUCCAGACCCCUGAUGUAGCAUCCCAGAGACGAGACUGCAGCGUCCUUACUGGGCAACCACCUGGAGGAUGUGUCUUGUAAAGUCAUCACGUUUCAAAAACGAAUGAAAACUGAUAGUGUCGCAUGACUGUAUUAUGACAUGAAUGAGUGAAUAUUGCGUGACGUGUCGCUUUGCAGUGUGCAUUGUCCAUGCUUGUGUUUGUGUUGCUUUUGUAAAGUGCCCCGAGUAAUAGCAGUGCAGUGUAACGGAUGUGCAAUGGAUGUAUUUAUUUUUUUGAAUGUAAUAAGAUUGAGUUUUAUUGUGUGAUUUUUAUCAUUUUUACUGUUGCACUGUCCCUUUAAACUCCAGGAAGACUGUUGGUCUCAAUAGUAAUUGCAGUGCUAAUUCGUAAUGGGGCCAGCUGUAUAAGAACAGGUGGGAUUAAUCAGUGCGAGGGCGAUCGGGUUUGAGAGAUUUGUGAGCUGAGAGCACGGGUCGGGGAACUACUGUUUGGUAAGGAUUGUAACUUUUCAAGUGUAAUACUGAGGCGCUGUGAAUUGGCUGAAGCGCUAGAAGUUAAUGGUAAACUAUUCAUAUUGAAUAGUUUGGUCCGCUCUAUAUUGGAGUGGUUUCAGUGAAGUAUCCCCCGUACUCUUAGACGUCGGUCGCAAUUGUAUGGGGUUGAUUACAAAAGAGAAUGUGCAUUGUCUGUAUUCUGAGUUUGUAAUUACGAUCCUGUGAAUUUUGAUGUAAUUAUCUGAGCGCUGCAUACAAACUUUUUUUCUGUGUUAUUGGUUGUUUUAGACUUUUAGAGUAGCGUCUUUGUCCUGAUUAUCCUAACUGUAAUUGUGUAUGUGUUUACAAUGUAUAGUUAUGAGAGGUCUGUUAACUGUUGAUUGCACACCUGCACUUUAUCAACUUGUGUAUUAACGAAAAUAGCGGCUAUUGGAGGGUUUAAGCAUUAUAGGCAUUUUUUAGGUUGCAUGACGUUUUCUGUUCUAUGAAAAUCACUGAUUAUGACUUUUUUUUAGUGUGUUAUUUAAGGUUUGUUUUAUUGUUUGGAAUUGUGUUUGUGGAAACCACUAUUUGCUUGAAGGCUGUUAUUUAAAAGUGUUAUUGUGCUGUGAAUUAUCUUUUUAUUUAGAAGUGUUGGUGUGACAUGACUUAGUUUAAAGUAUCCUAGUGCUUAGGGUCUGAUGGGAUCGCUCUUGGUUAAUAAUCUGCUGCUAUAGUUUAAAGGUUGCUGCUAUCAAAUCUGCUGCUAUAGGUAAAAGCUGUGAUAUUUUGUUUAAAUAAAAUUCUUGUUUUUAUACCUUGUUGUCCUCACUUUACACACUGUGCUGUCUUGAUUUUUAAAGAACCUGUUAUUUAUUUGGAGUUAUAUUAACUUCAAAUUGGCGUAGUCAUUAAUCCUACUUAAAUUGGUUAUUUAAGAUAGUCAAUUUAAUUAUAGGGAUAACUGAGGGGGUUAUCCUUGGUUAACUAGUGAACAGUGUUUUGGACGGGGGGCGCUACAGCAGCAGGCAUGUGUACGGAUCUUGGGUACAGAAAGUCAUAGCGGUUUCAUCCCUGGCUCUUUCUUGCUCUUUUGCAGUAUCUUGCACUCGGUGACAAAUUCCCAAUGAAAAUGUAGCUGAGCUAUGACUAUUAAUCAGGGUUCGUACGCUAGUCUGGAAGUCUGGAAAAAGUAUGAAAAAAUGCAAAACUGAUUUCCAGGGCUUGAAAAUGCUUGAAAAACCACGUCUCCGUUAUGAAAGUCUUGAAAAAGUCUGGAAUUUUACUAGCAUCACGGGAAAAUUAAAAUGAUUCUGCGAUUACUUUUAUUAUUAAUAGUAAUUGAUCUCUAAAGCGGGUCAGCAGCUCUAGCAGUAACUGUCUAGGCAAUUUACUAGUAGCAGCUAUGUUGCUUGUGACCAAAUCCCGCGAGGAUUGCCCCGUGUAUCACCCCUGACAACGUCCUCACAACUCAAAAGCAAUCCUAUCCAGUCAGCGCACUGGUAUAUGUCACAUUACUGUCUGCUCCAGUGAAACGAAGGGUAAAAUGGACUCUACGACAGCCAAGGCUAUGAUUUUUUAAACAAAGUUACAGACUGGAAUUACAAGCUACUGUACUCUGCUCACCGAGAUUCACAUUGUGUUAUCUUGUUGUUACCUUUAUUAAAUCGUUAAUGUUAUUUCCCAACCCAGGAAAAAAAAUCGAAUACGAUAGUUGGGGUGUAUUCAAACUGGGUUCAUUUCAAACAUCCUCAGUUCGGUUCGUUUGCUUUGAAGCAGUGUAUCAAUGUGCUAGCUGUUCACACUUGCCUUGUAUACAAACGUACUGAGUUCGUUUGGAAAUUAACUGGGGCUCAUUUUCGUGGUUCACUUCCAUGUUUUCCCAGGACUCAGUUCACUUGUGUUCAUAUUGAAAUAGUCAGGGCAGCAGUGUGGAGUAGUGGUUAGGGCUCUGGACUCUUGACAGGAGGUUUGUGGGUUCAAUCCCAGGUGGGGACACUGCUGCUGUACCCUUGAGCAAGGUACUUUACCUAGAUUGCUCCAGUAAAAACCCAACUGUAUAAAUGGGUAAUUGUAUGUAAAAAAUAAUGUGGUAUCUUGUAACAGUUGUAAGUCGCCCUGGAAAAGGGUGUCUGCUAAGAAAUAAAUAAUAAUAAUAAUAAUAAUAAUAAUAAUAAUAAUAAUCAAGUGAACUCGUUUUUUAUUAAUAAAAGACCAUCGGAUGUUUACAUUUUCUGGCAUUGCUUCUUCACACUAUGUAAAUAUUCAAAUACAAUAGUAGUACAGUAGCCUACUGUAUAUAUUGUUUAGUAUUUUGCUUUUUUUCAUUUAUAUAAAAUCCUCGUAUAUUGAAAAAAAAAGAACUACGGUAUUGUAAUAAUGACAACAGAUAUAAAGGAAUGUAUUUUUUAGGCAUAUAGCUCCUCGUGUAAAACAUUAGCAUAGAGUGUGUACAGCGAUGAAUAAAUAAAUUGUGUUUUAUUUCAUUUAUGCAAGACAACAGAGAACACGUAAUUCAUACCUGGGAACUAUCUGGCAAACUCUGAGACUGACAUCCUACUGUAGAGCAUUGUUUUCUUUCUUUAAGUUUACUAAACCAAAAUCAGGAACAUAUAAUAAUUUAGAAAAAAAAUCUGGUCCUUUUUUUAAUAUAAUACUUUGUAUUUUAGUUUUUUUUGUUUUUUUGCAGCACUGGUAAACAUAUUUACGUACACACCAAGCAUAACUUUAUCCAAACAGACGUUUGUUAAAAACUGGACAACGAGCCAAAAACGGAAUGUUUAACUUGCAUACUGUGCUAUAUUGUAUAAUAAAGUUGGUGCUUGCACACCACCUCGCACAACAUCGUAUACAGUAAUCCACAUGCAGCUGUAUUUUCUGCAAAUGUGAUUUUUUUUCCCAAUGUCAAUGAUGAAUCAUGAAAGCGAUUGGAGGCAGUUGACAUCAUUCAACAUGAACUUGAACAAUUCUACAAAAAAAAGAAAACAGCUUUUUUAAAAAAAAGAAAAAGAGGUUAUAGCAAUCGCACCAGCCAACCGGAGCCACGGUAAUUUUAAUAAAUUCCCAGGUAUGUUGAUAUUACAGCAAAUACAUUGGGUUUUGUCAGUCUGAUUUUUUAAUUUUUUUCUGAUCACAUUUCUAACAAUGCCGUUGUUUCCCCCGUUGUCCAUAUCACUCAUCUGGACAUUUUUACCACCUGUUUGUGUAUGCAGUAACUACGCUACUGUACAGCCAAAUCUACCGGGUUUGUUUCCUGUUUGCAAAAGAACCGAGACCGUCCAGUGUUCACAUUCAUGUUUUUAAGCGAACUGAACUCAGUUCUUUUGCCAAACGGUCUGAGACGAUCUCUUCUAGUGGUCUCAGUUCAGUUCAGUUCGGUUUGGUUCGUUUGCCAAGUUUGUCGAACUUUGAUGUUCACACUGCUCUCCAAACGAACCGAACCGUACUGAGUAUGAAAAAAAGCUCCGGUGUGAACAGGCCCUUAUUAUCACCGACUCGGAUUAAAAAAAUAAACUAUUUCUGCAGCCCCUUGGUUUGUACAAAUGUAGCAUGUUAACAUCGCUUUUUUCAUUUCUUUAAUGUGAUUAAUAAAACGUACAAGUAAUUUUAUUUUAAAUGUAUGGUGCUUGCUUGUAACUUACAGUACCGAGUGCAGCAACUGUCUCGGGUCCAAACCGUCAGCUGAGUGUACUAUUUACAUCCUCGCUAU
Messenger RNA from Acipenser ruthenus (sterlet), 6176 nucleotides. Its product is annotated as zinc finger protein 79-like. The record is from RefSeq and is a predicted model, not a curated record. Lineage: Eukaryota; Metazoa; Chordata; Actinopteri; Acipenseriformes; Acipenseridae. Gene Ontology annotation, biological process: regulation of transcription by RNA polymerase II. The coding region runs from base 342 to 1661 and encodes 439 amino acids. The transcript has 2 exons. Gene Ontology annotation, molecular function: DNA-binding transcription factor activity; RNA polymerase II cis-regulatory region sequence-specific DNA binding.